Molecule: messenger RNA, 1041 nt
Organism: Varroa destructor (honeybee mite)
Lineage: Eukaryota; Metazoa; Arthropoda; Arachnida; Mesostigmata; Varroidae
Gene: Bka
Product: FCF1 rRNA-processing protein Bka
Cellular component (GO): small-subunit processome
Source: RefSeq, a predicted model, not a curated record
CAUUUCGCAUUGCAUUCACCAGCUGCAAUAAGUUAUGCUUGAAUACGAAUGAAAAUACGAAUAAACGGAGUGGAUUUAUCAUUGUGUCAGCUACGCAGCUGCUAGUGCUCCAACUUGCCGCAAUAUAGCUAAACUCACAAAAUAGCCUUAGAAAGAGUGAAUUAAUUAGUGGAAUUGAUCGGUGUAAUUGAAAAACACAGUAACUCUUGAAAUGGGAAAGUUAAAGAAGAAACAGGCAAACAAGUUUGCUGCCAUGAAACGGAUGAUCAGUCUUUCCGAUCAAAGAAUUAAGGAGAAAGACAGAUUCAAGAAACCCAAGAAAGAGAAACCUGACGAGCUCAAAGUGAGGGAAGUGGCACAAUAUUCAUCCGCACUAUACUUCAAAUAUAACGAACAGCUGGGACCGCCGUAUCGCGUGUUAAUGGAUACGAACUUUAUUAAUUUCUCAGUGCUUCACAAACUCGACAUUGUGCAAGCUAUGAUGGAUUGUCUGUACGCUAAAUGUAUCCCGUAUAUCACCGACUGCGUCAUGGGCGAAUUAGAAAGGUUGGGUACGAAGUAUCGCGUAGCACUUCGCAUUGCUAGAGAUCCGCGGUUCGAACGACUAACAUGCUCACACAAGGGCAUUUACGCGGAUGACUGUCUAAUCAAACGAAUAACAGAGCACAAAUGCUAUAUCGUUGGGACGUGCGACAAAGACUUAAAACGGAGAAUUCGUAAAAUACCUGGAGUGCCGAUUAUGUACAUUGUAGAUAAACGCUACACAAUUGAACGGAUGCCAGAUGCAUACGGAGCUCCCAAAAACAAAUAGGGCAUUUCAUAAAUAAAAUACGAGUUUCCUAUAGGUGUACCCAAGCUAUUUGAACAAAGACAAUUUAAACAAAGAAACAGCAAAUUUUCGCAAAGAAAGAUUCAACGUUGUUAAGAUUAAUUAUUGUGUACAUGUACAUACGUAAAAAAUAAUGCGUGUUAUGAUUUAAACGUUGUAACGAUAUAUAACAUAACCAAUGAAGGUCUGUGGUUUACAUUAAAUAUGAAAUA